Messenger RNA from Anisakis simplex (herring worm), 138 nucleotides. The record is from the annotation of a GenBank genome assembly. NCBI's taxonomy places the organism in Eukaryota, Metazoa, Nematoda, Chromadorea, Rhabditida, Anisakidae.
AUGGGUCGUCGAUUCACACUGAAUCCACUUAUAUUCGCAAAAGAAGAACGCGAAGCGAGAAGGCAAUCGCUUGCACAACUUAAAUUAUCGUACUAUCCAAGAAACGCACAUCGUAAGUUGCUUAAUUCGUUUAUUUAA